This is a messenger RNA of Arabidopsis lyrata subsp. lyrata, 941 nucleotides long. Its product is annotated as ribonuclease 3. The record is from RefSeq and is a predicted model, not a curated record. Gene Ontology annotation, biological process: RNA catabolic process. Lineage: Eukaryota; Viridiplantae; Streptophyta; Magnoliopsida; Brassicales; Brassicaceae. Gene Ontology annotation, molecular function: ribonuclease T2 activity; RNA binding. Gene Ontology annotation, cellular component: extracellular region. The transcript is spliced from 4 exons. Bases 49 to 792 code for a protein of 247 amino acids.
AAAUUCAAGAAAACCAAAAAAAAAAAGAAACACAGAGAGCAAAAACACAUGAGAGGAAUCGUCAUCGUAAACUUACUAAUUUUACAGAGUCUUUUCGUGCCUUCGUCUCCAACAGCACCAGACUUCAAUUUCUUCUACUGGGUCAACUACUGGCCAGGAGCAAUAUGCGAUAGCCAAAGAGGAUGUUGUCCUCCAACGAAAGGCAACACGGCGCCCGAUUUUAUCAUCCAUGGGCUCUGGCCUCAGUUCAACAAUGGAACUUGGCCUGCGUUUUGCGACCAAACCAAUCUCUUCGAUAUCUCCAAGAUAUCAGAUCUAGUAUGCCAAGUGGAAAAGAAAUGGACAGAGUGGGGAGUGUGGGCAUGUCCAAGUAACGAGACAAAUCUAUGGGAACAUGAGUGGAACAAGCAUGGCACAUGUGUCCAAUCUAUCUUCGAUCAACACUCUUACUUCCUUACCAAUCUCAAAUUCAGAUACAAAUUCAAUCUCCUCAACAUCCUUAAACAAAAAGGAAUCAAACCAAAUGAUGGGUUUUACAGUUUGGAUGAGAUCAAGAAUGCGAUCAAAUGCGUGAUCGGAUUUGCACCGGGUAUCGAAUGCAAUGAAGAUGUAAAGGGAAAUAAGCAGCUUUUCCAGAUCUAUAUAUGUCUUGAUAAUUACGCAAAAGAGUUUGUGGAGUGCCCGUAUGUUCCGGAUAAAUCAUGUGCUUCCAAGAUCAAGUUUCCAAAGUUUCCGGAGAGAGAUUCUCUUAGUGAGUCUCUAAGUGUGAUAGCCUCUGUUUCAACGACCUAGAAAACAAGAGCGUUUGUGUUUCAAUAAGAGAGUGCAGGUGAGAAGCUUCUAUAAGUAUGACGAAUCUUUGAGUUCUAUAAACGUGAUGAGUCUUUGAGUUCUAUAAAUAUGAUGAAUGUAAUGAGUCUUUGAGUCGAGAGUUUUACCUA